AUGACACUUGCUACCAGCGCUGCGCUUCCUGCUGACUUCUGCGCCAAGGAACCCCCCCCCCCCCCCAUGUACAUCACUCUCUACUACAUAGUCACUCGCCUCCCUACUCCCUUCGCGGGUGUUCCCCCUCCCCCCCUUCUGCCCUCCGUUGCCUCUACUGCUGGCGGGCCGACCUCGUUGGGCACUGGAGGAGCGAGCGGGGCGGUGGAGGUGGAGGUGGAGGCGGCGGGGGGGAGUGGGGGUGGCGGUGGGAGUGGAGGUGGGGGGUGGAGGUGUCGGCGGCGGCAGUGGGAGGCGGAGGCGGUGGCGGCGGUGGCGGUGGGAGCGGAGGUGGCGGAGGUGGUGGCGGAGGAGGAGGCGGCGGAGGCGGCGGUAGUAGCGGAGGCGGCGGAGGCGGCGGAGGCAGCAGGGGUGGCGGUGGAGAUGGCCGCGGGUCACGCAGAGGAGUGGCUCCGGUGGUGGGUCCGCGCCAGCAGCAGCCGCGCGGAUCGUGAGACCCUGUCCCCUCAGCAGCUCCGUGAGUGGUACACUGCACGCCAGCGGGGUGGGGGUUUUGGUCUGUGCACCUACGUCCUCCGCACCGGCGACCGCGCGGGUGAGCAGUGUGGGGGUGCGCACCCCACCCAGCGCUGCUUUGGCCGCCUGACGGACGCGUGGCGUCACCAGUUCCCGGAGGCCACAGAGAUCCCUCGCUGGGGCGAGCUGUCUAGGGCGGGAUCGGACCGGUUGCGGUGUCUCUCGCUGACCCACUCUGGGGGUCCUGUUCUGUCUCACUUCUCCACUGUCCUCCCGUGUCCGGCGGCUCCCUCUGGCACCCUGUCUGGUCUCUACCUCCCCUCGUUCUCUACGAACCUGGUGAGUGGUGCUGACCUACAGGAUGGGGGAGUACACCAGUUCACUCCUGCGCGUCAGCGGGUGACGCACUGCACAGAGGCUAGCACAGGCCGACACCUGGCUACGUUUACCCGUCAGCCGGGGUCGAGCCUGUACACACUGACCACUUGCGUCUCCUCCGUUGCUGAGUCUGGUAGGGUAGCUGCGUCGGGUCAGGUGUUUGGUGUAGCGUCCAGGUCUGGUCUUGAGUCUGCCCCCUGUUCGAGUCGUCUCCUGUCUCACGAGACUCUCCUCUGGCACCACCGCCUUGGUCACCCCUCUCUGCUUCGGCUCAGAGGCAUGGCCUCCCGUCUUCUUGUUUCUGGUCCCCCCCGGUCCCUCCCUCCCCUUCCUCAGGGCCCUGGCCCUACCUGUGUCCCCUGUGUCGAGGGGCGCCAGCGGGCGCCCCUCACUCCUCCCAGUUUCCUCCAACAGAGGCCCCGUUGCAGACCGCUUCACAUGGACGUGUGGGGCCCGGCCCACGUCCGUGGACAGGGUCACGAGCGCUACUUCCUGCUCGUUGUUGACGACUACUCGCGUUACACCGCAGUCUUCCCCUUGCGCAGCAAGGGUGAUGUCACUGAGACCUUCACGCUUCCGGACUCCCCGCAGCAAAAUGGGAUUGCUGAGCGCCGCAUUGGCAUGGUCAUGGACGUCGCUCGUACGUCUAUGAUGCAUGCGGCUGCUCCCCAUUUUCUGUGGCCGUUUGCGGUUUCAGUUGGCAAUGCGUCUGCGUUCCGGGUCUGGGGAUCCCGGCGUUUGUCCGCGACUUGUCUGGCGGACAAGCUGUCUCCCUUCGUGCUGCUCCUCUCGUCUUCUUGGGGUUUCCCCCCUGACGCGCCUGGGUGGCAGUUCUCUACCACCCACCUCUCGCCGUGGUUCUGUCCUCCCAGGACGUCACGUUUGACGAGUCGGUCCCUUACUACCAGCCUCUUCCCCCCCCACGCCGCUCUUCUUGUACCAGGUCCCCCUCCGGUAGACCCCUUCCCCCCUCAAGGUCCGUCCCUUCAGGUGGUGUCCCAGGUAGACGCAGUCGAGCCUAUCGAGGUCACAGGUGACUCUGGUGCUGCUGAGGGUGCUGAGCCAGGGGGUGCUGACACUGGGGGUACUGAGCCUGGGGGUGCUAAGCCUGGGGGGUGCUCCGCCUGGAGGUUCUCCGGGUGCUACGUCUCUGCGGGAGCCACUCCUCUUCCACGGGAGCUGCGCGAGUGGUUUGCCCGGUGCUGGAGGGCGUUGCUGCUGGUGCUGGAGGUUCUUCGGUUACUGAGGGUGCUAACUGUCGCGGGUCCCGGAGGUGCUCGUACUGGGAGUACUGGAGCUGCUAGGCCUGCGGGUUCGACUGGAGCUGGUGCUGCUGAGGGUGUUGGAGCUGAGGCUACUGCUGGCGGUCCUUACUGGCGGGUACUCCUGGUACUGCUGGAGGUUGUGGCGCUGCUGGAGGUGCAGCUGGAGCAGGUGCUCCUUCUGGGGUAUUGGUGCUUGGUCGUGAUCCUGCGUCUCGCCCUGCGUCGCCUGUCCGUGCUGCUCGUGCUAGUGGUCAUGGUUUGCGUCAGCAUCCUCCUCCUGUCCCUGGCACGCACAGGAUGUCCUCUGCGUCCGUCCACUGCUCCUCUGCGUGCCCCUUUGCCUUCUCCUCCUGAGUCCUCUCUUCCUACUUUUGCCGACCCGGAGUCGGACUCUCUUCGUGCUGCCAGUCCUACUGUCACGCGUCUCCUGGCUACUGUCGUCACUGACCCUUCUUUCGAGUCCACUGCUGCGUCUGCCCUAGUUGCUGAGCUCGUCGACUUUGCUGCUCGCUAA
Messenger RNA from Closterium sp. NIES-65, 2673 nucleotides. Lineage: Eukaryota; Viridiplantae; Streptophyta; Zygnematophyceae; Desmidiales; Closteriaceae. The record is from the annotation of a GenBank genome assembly.